Hyla sarda is the source of this 513-nucleotide messenger RNA. RefSeq names its product RNA-binding protein 48-like. Lineage: Eukaryota; Metazoa; Chordata; Amphibia; Anura; Hylidae. The transcript is spliced from 2 exons. Gene Ontology annotation, molecular function: nucleic acid binding. Gene Ontology annotation, cellular component: nucleoplasm. The annotation marks the transcript as partial. The record is from RefSeq and is a predicted model, not a curated record.
GUACAGGAUAAGUAAUGUAAUGUAUGUACACAGUGACCUCACCAGCAGAAUAGUGAGUACAGCUCGGGGGUAUAAUACAGGAUAUAACUCAGGAUCAGUACAGGAUAAGUAAUGUAAUGUAUAUAGGUUGGUCAGCGGUGUCUGUGCUCUUCAGUGACCUGUUUUGUCCUCUGUAGGUUUACACCAUUAAUCUGGAGUCUCGGUACUUGCUGGUGCAGGGGGUCCCGGCCAUCGGUGUUAUGAAGGAAUUGGUCGAGCAGUUCGCUCUGUACGGAGCAGUAGAAGAAUACAAUCCUCUGGAUGAAUACCCGGCCGAGCAGUUCACAGAGGUUUAUCUCAUCAAAUACCAGCGCGUACAGAGCGCACGAGUCGCCAAAAGGAAGUUAGACGAACGCAGUUUCUUCGGAGGAAUCCUUCAUGUCUGCUACGCCCCGGAGUUUGAGAGCGUACAAGAGACCAGAGAAAAACUACAAGACAGAAGGCGGUAUGUGGCCCGAGCAACCGCGGAAAAAG